AGUGGCUCAAGCGAUCGGCUGAUCGAUCGGCGUUCUUUGCCAAAUCGGACGACGCCCUGAUGCCUGGAUGGGUAGUACGGGCGACCUUCCUUUGCUGGAGCUUGCUUGAGCGAGCUGCAGGUUUUCGAAGCAAUGCGGAGAAGGACUGUGUGAUGAAGGAGGCGUUGAGAAUCUCCUGGCGCGAUCAGGCCACCAAGGACACAGGUGGCGAGUUUGACUUCCUUCAUUCCGCUGCGUGGAAUGGAGUGAAGUUGGCGACGAAGGAGUAUGGUGAAGGCUGUCGCGUGGACUAUUCCGUGGUGUGUAGCGGCACGAGCGCUAGCUUGAAGCUCCAAGACUCCUGCGGAGCCCGCACAGACACCAGGUCCUUAUGGAGCUCCCGGAGUAGCGAGCUACACACCGGGGGAAGCAGCUUUGGGUCCUCGCUGGCGCAUCCGUUUCGGAAAGCCAACGACCGCGUGUUGGAGGUCUUUUUGCCCAAGGGCACCAAGAAACACAGCGAGAACAGCGUCAGGAUGACGGAGGAUGGAUCUUCCGUGACCUUCAGGUUUGUGAAGCCGCCAACCUUGAAGGAGCAGCUGGCCGAGGUGGGGAAGAUGAUUUUCUUUACGAACGUCCCGAAGCUGGCGAUGUGCUUGCCGCAGCACGAAGACUACAUCUUCCACUCAAACCUGACCGGGUGCAGUUCACCGUCCGACUUUGGGAGUUCACCACGACAUGCCAGUGACGACUCGUUGGUUGCAUGGGACGGCGGCCUCGUGGUGGAUUUCGUUCCCUAUGGAUGCUACAGCGCCCAACAAUGCGCUGCCUGCCACAACUUCCUGGAAGGUAAGUUGAAGGGCUUGGAACCUUGUGCAGUGGCUGAGACGUCUCAAAGUCGUGCUCGUUGUGAGCUCUUGAUGAAUGAGAUGCAAGAGGAGAAAGCGGAUGGUGAGCGGAUUGUGGAUACGAUCAGUAAGAGUUGGCGCAGCCGAAGCGAUGAUUUGACGAUGCCCUUGGCUUGGCAACUGGGGUGCCAGGACUUGGGCUGCUGUCCCUUAGAUCCCGAGGCGGCCAAGGUCAUGAGCGACGAGGCAAAGCGAUCAUUGGCCUUGGAGAAGUUCCAGGAUGAACGGAAGUCGGAGCGUGUGGGAGAGCUCACCGGUGUGGCAGACGCCAUUCUCAAUGAUCCGGAUGCUCGCUUCAAGUUGGAAAGCGUCUUGAAGAUGAAGGUGCGCCACAAGAAGGACGAGGUCCAGGUCUUGAACGAGGACUUGCUCAACGACAUCUCCCAAAUCAAGGUGCCUAAAUCCAACAAAGAUUGCAGGUGGAACUUCAAAAAGGCCCGCUGCGAACCAAAGCCCGGCUGUGACUACAAGUAUCGCUUUGGAGAUCGGUCACUGCAUAAGAGCUGUCGCUUAUCCGCGCAGAAACAGCCCACCAGUGAUGCUGAAUGCCUUUGGAACUAUAAGAAGGCCCGGUGUCAUCAGCCCCUCUACUGCGCGCGGCGCUGCAAGCCGGGCAAAGACUGGACAUUGGACCAGUGCUGCAAGCUUCGGACGAAAGAGGUGACCGCGGCGAAGGUGAAAGAACCGAAGGGAGAUUUUACUCUUACAGACGAGGAGAUGGAGGAGAUUGAUUCAGCUGUUGAUGAAGUGCUGGCAGAUCUUGUGGCAGAGGAAGGUGCUACGGAGGGCUCCGAGUCGAUCGGGUUGGAAAGCGACGAGAGCGACGAGAGCUCGGUGGGAUUGGAGAGCGACGAGAGCGACGAGAGCUCGGCCCCCCCUGCCGGGGAGGGUGCGAGUGCUGGGGAGGGCGAAGUGGAGGGCAACUGCCAGAGCCCAAGCGACCGAACGCUCAUGAAGCGUCCCAACCUUUCGCAAGACUUGGAGGAUGCAUCCAGAGCAAGCUUGGGAGCGGCCUUUGGCUUUCCGCCAGUCUAUUUGAAGAGAGACAAAGUCUUGAAGAAAUUCGUCGAGCUGGGCAUGUCUGAGAUGUGCACCUGGGCGGCCCUGUGGUGACUCACCGGCGACACAACCUGAGCCAUGCUGAAAACCUCCCCCCGCGUAAGCUAAAACUGUGGUCGCGUAAGCUCUGCGUAAGCUUUGGCGUAAGCCAGACAUUUCCAGGUUAUGUCAUAUCGAUGCUGCGUAAGCAAAGCCUGCAAUGGCGUAAGGUGGCGUAAGCAGCGGCGUAAGCAACACCCCGGCGUAAGCUGAAACUGCGGUCGCGUAAGCGCGGCGUAAGUUUUCGCGUA
This is a messenger RNA of Durusdinium trenchii, 2236 nucleotides long. Lineage: Eukaryota; Dinophyceae; Suessiales; Symbiodiniaceae. The record is from the annotation of a GenBank genome assembly.